GGAAUUCAUAAUUCCGGUCAGUAUCCCACCGUUUGAGAGACCUACUGUGCCCGAAGCUGCAAAAUCAUUUCAUUCACAAAAUAAAAACCAAUAAAAUAUGCCCUCUUUUGGAAGCGCUCACUAAACCCUCGCAUCCGCUAUGGGAACGCCGGAAACUUCAAGGGAGCCUUGCCCCGAUCGCAUCCUAGACGACCUCGGUGGCGCGUUUGGGAUGGGAGCUGUAGGGGGAUCAGCCUUCCACUUUAUCAAAGGUAUCUACAACUCUCCGAAUGGCGCGCGGAUGAUCGGUGCCACUCAAGCCGUCCGAAUGAACGCCCCCAGAAUCGGCGGCAGCUUUGCCGUAUGGGGCGGCCUCUUCUCGUGCUUCGAUUGCACCAUGGUCUACGUGCGACAGAAAGAGGAUCCGUGGAACUCCAUCAUCUCUGGAGCUGCCACCGGAGGCCUCCUCUCCUUGCGCCAGGGCCUAGGGUCCUCCGCACGAGCCGCCGCCUUCGGAGGCGUCCUCUUGGCUUUAAUCGAAGGAGCUGGUAUCAUGCUGAACAAGUUCACGACUGCUCCUCUCAACGCUCCAAUCUACGUCAACGAUCCUAUGGGACCUCCUGGCGGGAAUCAGCUUCCAAACAACGACACACCAUCAGAGUCGUGGUUUGGAGGGUUGUUCGGUGAAAAAAAAGAAGAGAAGAAGAGCAGCGGCUUGAAGACGGAAAUUCUGGAGAGCUUUGAGACGCCCAUCCCUCCUACUUUCGAAUUUAAGUGAAACUUCUCUUCAAAUUCAACCAUAAUCUUGUUAUGUUGUAGGAUAAAUUGGAACUAUUUCUAAAAAUGCACUCUUUUUACUAUGGGUUUUGUGGGGUUCAAUGAGUUCUUAGUAGUUACUAGUUAGUAUUAGUAUGAACUACAAAUUAUGAGAUAUAAUCCAUUGGUAGGAAGCGUAGUAUAUGUUCCCUGAUCUGCCCAAUAUUCCAAUAUAUGAAAAUUUUUCAAUCUGAGAAUUUCGUGCUUUAUAUUUUUUCUACAGACAGCUAGGAUUGGACACAAUGUAUGUCUUCAGUGCUCAUUACUCUAAUAAAUAAAGUGCAAGCUUAGAAUACUUGCUUAUAUGAUGAAUCUAUCUCUUUGUUGCAUAUUUGAGUUGCUUGUCAUUUAUACACUAUCACUAAUAUCUGGGGGGGACAAGAACAGUUAUGUACUGCUACAAGCCUACAAGCAGUGAUCAGAUCAUGUGAAAUAGCAAUAGAAUACUAAGCACAUGCCACAACAAUUUCAGAUUCUUGCUCCAUCUUUCACCAGUGAGUCAUACAUUUGGGUAUUAGAUCCUUGGGCUACUGUAUCAAGAUUAUUGGUACUCUGUCAUAUUUGGAAUUUUUCACUUUUAUAGUCCUGUGGUUAUUGUGAUAUACAUUUUUUGUGAAUGUUUAGAAGUUCAUCACCACAGCUGGUGGAACUAAAUUCUUAUGGUCACAAUAGUUCAUCACAACAGUUGGAGAACAAAAACUGUGGCAGUUAGAGGAUCAUUGUCACAUGAAUCAGAAAGGGAAAAUUCAAAGUAUCCAUAGUGCUUCCAAAUAGUCAGAAAAAUUAAACGUUUAAUAAUUUCAAAAGCCGGAUUCCCAAAUUAUACCUCAUGAU
Molecule: messenger RNA, 1629 nt
Organism: Cuscuta europaea
Lineage: Eukaryota; Viridiplantae; Streptophyta; Magnoliopsida; Solanales; Convolvulaceae
Source: the annotation of a GenBank genome assembly